Molecule: messenger RNA, 387 nt
Organism: Prunus armeniaca (apricot)
Lineage: Eukaryota; Viridiplantae; Streptophyta; Magnoliopsida; Rosales; Rosaceae
Source: the annotation of a GenBank genome assembly
AUGUCUGGGGGCUCAGAGAGUGAUGACUCUGUAAUAGCUAAUGGGAGGGUUUACAUUCCUGAAGUAAGAAAUGAGGAAACACCAGCAGUUGGGAUGAAGUUCGACUCGCUUGACCUCGUUUAUAAUUUCUAUAAUAGAUAUGCAUUCUUGGCUGGCUUUGGUAUUCGACUUCAUUCCAGCUUUUGGGGGAAAAAUAAGAAAGAGAUUCUGAGAAAAGAAUUUGUAUGUUGCAAACAAGGUGCAUACCGGAAUGAUGAAACUCGGGAGAGAAAAAGACAGCGGGGAAUAAGUAGAUGCAAUUGCAAAGCUAAGAUUGUGGUUGUGAAGACACAUGGGAGCAAGAAGUAUACCAUCUCUCUUUUGCAGAGGGACACAAUCAUAAGAUGA